CGCCGUCUCCUUCGCGCUCCAGGCCCACCCUGCCAUCCCCAUCCAAAACCCUCGCAAAACCCCACCUCCGCCUCCCCUACCGCCAUUCUCUUCUCCCCCCAUGCGGCAGUAGCCUCCCUGCUGCACACGGCGAAGCGAUGGCCCUUUCCGCCGCGCUCCGCCUCCCGCUCCCGCGCCUCCUCGGCCCCUCCGCCACCAUCCUCGGCGCCGCUUCCCGCCGCCGCGCCGCCGCUGCCACAGCACCCGCGGCCGCCCUCCGCCUCCUCGCGGCCUCGUCCCCCACUCCCGCGUCCUUCUCCUCGCGGCCCGCGCGCGGCCUCCGCUCGCGCCGCCGCAACCGUGGCGACGAUGGGCGCGCAGCGGCGCCGGCGGCGGCCGGCGGCGGGGAGGACGGCGGAGGUGGAGCUGCGGUCAAGGAGCGGAUUCUCCCCGUAGAGCUGCACAAGGAGGCCACGCAGGCCUACAUGUCGUACGCCAUGUCCGUGCUGCUCGGCCGUGCGCUCCCCGACGUCCGUGACGGCCUCAAGCCCGUGCACCGCAGGAUACUCUAUGCCAUGCAUGAGAUGGGCCUUGCGUCUCGUAGGCCAUUCAGAAAAUGUGCCAGAGUUGUUGGUGAGGUACUAGGCAAGUUUCAUCCACAUGGAGAUACUGCUGUAUAUGAAAGCUUGGUUAGAAUGGCUCAGGAUUUUUCCAUGAGGUACCCGCUUGUUCAAGGACAUGGAAACUUUGGCUCAGUAGAUGCAGACCCUCCUGCUGCUAUGCGAUACACGGAGUGCCGCUUGGAUUCAUUAGCAGAAGCCAUGUUCUUGACUGAUCUGGAGCUCAACACAGUUGACUUUGUGCCAAACUUUGAUAACUCACAGAAAGAGCCAUCUCUGCUGCCAGCUCGUGUCCCAUCUUUGUUGUUGAAUGGUUCUUCUGGGAUUGCCGUUGGAAUGGCAACAAAUAUUCCUCCUCAUAAUCUGGGGGAGCUUGUUGAUGUGCUUUCUGUUAUUAUUCAAAACCCUGAAGCUACACUCCAAGAACUACUGGAAUGCAUGCCUGGUCCUGACUUCCCUACAGGAGGGACAAUCCUAGGAAAUCAAGGUAUUUUGGAAGCAUAUAAAUCUGGACGUGGCCGCAUUGUUGUGAGGGGAAAGACUGACAUCGAAACAAUUGACGAGAAAAGCAAGCGCACAGCUAUUAUUAUUAAAGAGAUUCCAUACCAAACUAACAAAGCCACUCUUGUGCAAAAGAUAGCUGAGCUUGCUGAAGAUAAGGUAUUGGAAGGUAUAAGUGAUAUUAGGGAUGAAAGUGACCGCACUGGAAUGCGUGUAGUAAUUGAGCUGAAAAGAAGUGCAGAUCCUGCCAUUGUCCUGAACAACCUGUAUCGUCAUACAGCUCUGCAGUCUAGCUUUAGCUGCAACAUGGUGGCUAUACUUGAUGGGCAGCCAAAAUUGAUGGGACUGAAAGAAAUUCUUCAGGCGUUCCUUGACUUCCGAUGCUCUGUUAUUGAAAGGCGUGCAAGAUAUAAACUUUCACAGGCUCUAGAAAGGAAACAUAUCGUGGAGGGAAUUGUUAUUGGCCUUGACAAUUUGGAUGCCGUGAUUCAAAUGAUACGAGAAACAUCAAAUCACACUGCGGCAACAGGAGCUCUAGUCAAGGAAUUUGAUCUAUCUGAGAAACAAGCUGAAGCUCUGUUGGAUAUCACACUAAAGAGGCUCACUUCCCUUGAGCGGAAGAAAUUUGUGGAUGAAGCUAAAAUCUUGUCAGAGGAAAUUUCUAAGUUAAAUGAGCUUCUGUCAAGCAAGGAACUUAUCUUCCAGCUUAUACAACAAGAAGCCGCUGAUUUGAAAAACAAGUUUUCUACACCACGGCGUUCUUUGAUAGAUGAUUCAGUAAGCUGUGAAGUUGAUGAUAUUGAUAUUAUCCCUAACGAGGAAAUGCUUUUGAAGAUUCUUAGUGAGAAAGGCUAUGCUAAGCGAAUGAACCCCAACACAUUCAGUUUACAACAUCGGGGAACCAUAGGAAAGUCUGUUGGAAAGAUGCGAUUAAAUGACAGCACAUCAGAUUUCAUUGUUUGCCAGACACAUGACCAUGUUCUUUAUUUCAGUGACAAGGGAAUUGUAUACUCAGCACGUGCUUAUAAGAUACCAGAAUGUACUAGAACUGCUACUGGGACUCCGUUGGUACAGCUGCUACCUUUAUCUGAUGGAGAGCGGAUAACCUCCAUCAUUCCUGUUAGUGAAUUUGGUGAGGACCAAUGUCUAGUGAUGCUCACCGUUAAUGGCUAUAUCAAGAAAGUACCUCUUAAUGCCUUUUCAUCAAUCAGAUCCACUGGUAUCAUAUCAAUUCAACUGGUUCCUGGUGAUGAGCUUAAGUGGGUCCGUCGUUGUGGCAAUGAUGACCUGGUUGCAUUGGCUUCACAGAAAGGGAGGGUUAUAGUCAACUCAUGUGACAAGCUUCGUGCCCUUGGAAGGAAUACCAGGGGUGUAUAUGCGAUGAAGCUAAAAGAGGGUGAUAAGAUGGCUGCCAUGGACAUAAUUCCAGCAACGGCGCACAAAAUGCCUGAAAAAAUUGACAGGAGGGUCAGAGAUUUGAGUCCUCCAUGGUUGCUUUUCGUAGCUGAAAACGGUAUUGGGAAACGGGUGCCCUUAAAUGCUUUCCGGCUAUUAAAUUUCAAUGCUGUAGGCUUGCAAGGCUACAAGCUUCCAGAAGAUUGUCGUUUAGCUGCUGUAUUUAUUGCUGGUCUUUCACUCACUGAAGACGGUGAAAGUGACGAGCAGGUUGUUUUAGUUAGCCAGAGUGGCACUGUGAACAGAAUCAAAGUUAAAGAUAUAUCUAUCCAGUCUCGACACUCCAGGGGAGUAAUUCUGAUGAGGCUGGAGCAUGCCGGAAAGAUCCAGUCAGCGUCACUGAUAUCCGCUGCGGCAGCAGAAGUAACAGAAGAUUAGUCUUGCACCCAAGAUGCAAGUAGUUUAGUCUGAAUUGAAUCCCUGGUGUAUGCCGCAUGCCAACUGCACAUUGAGCAUGCAUUUUUGACUGGUUUCCUGUUGCUAAUAAGCGUCAGGAAUCAUGUAAAAUUCCACGCCAAGGAAUAGUCAGUAGCUUAUCAUUUGGUGGAUGUAAAAUGGCGGCAUCUGGCUUGCAAAAUCCUUUUGGGGUUUUCGUCUUUUGUUGGCCCUGCCCCUGAGGUAUUCUAAUGAUUGCUAUAUCUAAUGAUUGCUAGGUGUUAAUUUUGGCUUGUUUGUCUGAUUUUUUAACGUAUUCACUAACUAAAUAUUCACUCCUGUCAGAAAUUUCUGGCCUUCUGUCGUCAGUUGUAAUGACCGAAAUAAGGCCUAGUGUGAAAA
This is a messenger RNA of Sorghum bicolor (sorghum), 3332 nucleotides long. Its product is annotated as probable DNA gyrase subunit A, chloroplastic/mitochondrial. Gene Ontology annotation, cellular component: chromosome; cytoplasm; DNA topoisomerase type II (double strand cut, ATP-hydrolyzing) complex. NCBI's taxonomy places the organism in Eukaryota, Viridiplantae, Streptophyta, Magnoliopsida, Poales, Poaceae. Gene Ontology annotation, molecular function: DNA topoisomerase type II (double strand cut, ATP-hydrolyzing) activity; ATP binding; DNA binding. The record is from RefSeq and is a predicted model, not a curated record. The coding region runs from base 138 to 2933 and encodes 931 amino acids. Gene Ontology annotation, biological process: DNA topological change. The transcript has 27 exons.